This is a messenger RNA of Saccharomyces eubayanus, 2280 nucleotides long. RefSeq names its product Tea1p (gene TEA1). Bases 1 to 2280 code for a protein of 759 amino acids. Gene Ontology annotation, molecular function: DNA binding; DNA-binding transcription factor activity, RNA polymerase II-specific; zinc ion binding. Gene Ontology annotation, biological process: regulation of DNA-templated transcription; DNA-templated transcription. NCBI's taxonomy places the organism in Eukaryota, Fungi, Ascomycota, Saccharomycetes, Saccharomycetales, Saccharomycetaceae. The record is from RefSeq and is a predicted model, not a curated record. The transcript has a single exon.
AUGACAGCGCCAUUGUGGCAAAAUAAGAAUGAGAAAAACCACACUGUUAAACGAGUCUUAUCAACAGAUAUGACCGAUAACAUUUUGAGUAGCACCAGUACAAGCCCAAAGGAAGAAGACUCUAGAAGCUCUUCCGCCGUUGACAUACGAUCCGGAACAGUGAUCAACACUCCUGACAAUGUUAGCAGUACUAGGAAGAGGCUUGCAUGCACAAAUUGUAGAAACAGAAGAAAAAAAUGUGACUUGGGAUUUCCCUGUGGGAACUGCUCUAGGUUAGAAUUAGUCUGUAACGUUAAUGAUGAAGACUUAAGAAAGAAGCGGUAUACCAACAAGUACGUCAAGUCUUUAGAAAGCCAUAUAGCUCAAUUGGAGACCAAUUUGAAAAACCUUGUUCAAAAAAUCUAUCCUGAUGACGACCAAAUGCUGAAUCGAAUGAUGGUAGGAGAUGUUAUGUCAGUUUUCUCAGAAAGGUCCCAAGUACCAGAUGAAUAUUCUGAUCAAACCUCGCCGCUUCCAAUCCCCGCAACUAGAGGUACGUUUAUUAUUGACAAUGACAAAGCCAAUCAAACGCCAUCGUCUUUUAGAAAACCAACACCUACAUCUACCAUAAACUCUGGUAUCUUUGAUUCCCAAAAACAGGAUUUCGCUAAUUCGCUUGAUGGCCGAUUACUUUUACCAAGGUCAAUAACUCCACAAGGUGAAAAAAGGAAGAAGCCACUAGUAAAGGGAAGUCUUUAUCCUGAAGGCCCCGUAAGUUAUAAACGGAAACCAUUGAGUACGCCAGACGGUUUGUUGUCGGCAUCUUCAUUAGUAACGCCCGUAGAUCCAGUUACUUUUCCUGAUGGUAUAACAGGGAACAACCCCACGCUUGAAAAUGGCGGACUCAAAAAGCGUAUAUCUGAUUUGAAGACCACUGUGAUUGUAAGGGGAUUGAAUGACGAUAAUCCUAACUCUCUCAAUAACGAUCCAAGGAUUCUGAAAUCCCUCUCUAAUUUUUAUAAAUGGUUAUAUCCUGGUUACUUCAUUUUCGUUCACAGAGAGAGUUUUCUCUAUGGGUUUUUCAAUCACUCUAAAAAUAACUACGAAGAUUCUAAUUACUGUUCUGUCGAAUUGAUUUAUGCCGUGUGUGCAGUGGGUUCAAGGUUAACACCAGAUUUACAUGAGUAUUCAGAAGUGUAUUAUGAACGAAGUAAGAAAACACUAUUACAACUUGUCUUUGAUGAGCAAAGUACGGCGCGCAUCACCACAGUGCAAGCGUUGUUUUGCUUAGCUUUCUACGAGUUAGGAAAAGGUAAUAAUCAAUUAGGAUGGUAUUUUUCUGGUCUGGCUAUUAGGGUCGGCUACGAUAUGGGGUUCCAAUUGGACCCUAAAGUCUGGUACAUUGAUGAUAGUAAUCUACAGUUGACCCAAAGUGAACUGGAAAUAAGAUCAAGAAUCUACUGGGGCUGUUACAUAGCAGAUCAUUUUAUCUGCCUAAUGUUGGGUAGAACUUCCACGUUAAGUGUCAGUAACUCGACCAUGCCAGAUUCAGAUGAACUACCAGAAGUAAACGGUACGGAAGAGUUUAGGUUUAUUGGAAGACAUGUUUUACAGAUUUCACUGCCAUUGAAAAACUUGAUAAUUUUAUCAAGACUUGUACAAAUUUUCACUUCCAAAAUUUUUAUUGAGUCAGAAGACAUAGCGCAAAAAGUAAAGUACUUGAAUACUUUCAACUCUCAAGUUUACAACUGGAGACAAUCCCUACCAGAGUUUUUGCAAUGGUCUAAGACGCUCAUUGAGGACGAUGACGUAUCCACUGACCCUACUAUAUCGUACUUCUGGUAUUACUACUAUAUAGUACGGCUUACUUUCAAUAAGCCGUUUAUAGAAGACUCCCAUGAAUCAGAGACAGUGGUUAUAGAGAUUAUUGAUGAUUUGAAGACUCUGUUAGACAAUUUCGGGAAGAAAUUCGGAAAUUAUACCAAAGGUAACCUCUACCAAAUAUACGCCUGCCUACUGGCCAUCAACUGUCUGAAGAAGCUGAAGGAAACGCGCUCCAGUGAGCAAGAUUCGUGGAAUGCACAACUAGACUUUUUCAACCACAUCUUUUAUACACAACUGUCCCCGUCAUACGAACUGCCGAAGCGACUACAAGAGGACACGGAGCUGGAAACAGAACAAGAAAACCAGACGUUGAACCAAGUCGGCAACAUAAACUACACGCACGACUUCUCGCUCUCCCAUGAGAUCGAUGAUCUUAUCAAAGAGCUUUUCGGAGUAGGCACGCCCCAGAAACUCUAA